Messenger RNA from Oncorhynchus gorbuscha (pink salmon), 4375 nucleotides. Its product is annotated as T-box transcription factor TBX5-A-like. The record is from RefSeq and is a predicted model, not a curated record. Gene Ontology annotation, biological process: regulation of transcription by RNA polymerase II; pattern specification process; cell fate specification. Gene Ontology annotation, cellular component: nucleus. The coding region runs from base 543 to 2117 and encodes 524 amino acids. The transcript has 9 exons. NCBI's taxonomy places the organism in Eukaryota, Metazoa, Chordata, Actinopteri, Salmoniformes, Salmonidae. Gene Ontology annotation, molecular function: DNA-binding transcription factor activity, RNA polymerase II-specific; RNA polymerase II cis-regulatory region sequence-specific DNA binding.
GAAGACUAUACUUGAGGCUGACCAUUCCUGUUCAGGCACUGGAUAGGCAGAGAGGACAAGCCAAACUAGCUCGUCACAGACUCAGCGCUUCCGCUUCGUAACGCGUACUACUGUGGAUCGUUGGUGUGUGAAGGGAGGGAGAGAGAGAGAGGAGGGAGGAAAGAAGCUUGGUGACGGACUUGCUCCUCUGGAACACUGCUAUACUGCUAUGUGCUAUCACCACGGAAGGCUUCUCGAACAUCUCGACUAUAAGAUGUACAAUAAAGUAACACCGCGCGCGUUAUUUUAGCCAUCAUUGCAAGACUCUUGAAUGGUCUUGGUCGCUAGGGCGCAGUCAAUCUGAAGAUAGAGACAAUCCAUGGAGAUACUGGAUAGCCUUUUCUGGCUACACAUUGGGAUUAUACAUUGAAUUGGGUGGAAACUCUUAGCAAACAUUUUUUGAAGUAACUACCUCGGCUGUGCCAUAGCUUCACAAGAUUGAAAGUGACGUUUCUGGUUACAAGAUCUGACAGUUGAGGCCUUUGGUCUCCGGAGCUCCAGACAUGGCGGACCAGGAUGAAACCGUUGGGCUCCAAAAUUCAACAAGCGGUUCAGAGUCAAAGGAAUUACACUCCGAGAGUAAAGCAGAUAAACCAAAUGGAACGUCGGGCAAAUCUCCAUCCUCCCAGACGACAUAUAUUCAACAGGGAAUGGAGGGGAUAAAAGUGUACCUGCACGAGAGGGAACUCUGGGAGAAGUUUCACGAGGUGGGGACGGAGAUGAUUAUCACCAAAGCAGGAAGAAGAAUGUUUCCCAGCUUCAAAGUGAAGGUCACUGGAUUGAACCCGAAAACAAAAUACAUACUCCUGAUGGAUGUCGUGCCUGCGGACGACCAUCGCUACAAGUUCGCCGAUAAUAAAUGGUCUGUGACCGGGAAGGCCGAACCUGCCAUGCCCGGGAGGCUCUACGUUCACCCGGACUCUCCUGCGACUGGGGCGCAUUGGAUGAGGCAGCUAGUCUCUUUCCAGAAGCUGAAACUGACGAACAACCACCUGGAUCCUUUUGGACAUAUUAUCCUGAACUCCAUGCAUAAAUACCAACCCAGGAUUCACAUCGUAAAAGCGGAUGAAAAUAACGGCUUUGGCUCCAAGAACACGGCGUUUUGUACCCACGUCUUCCCAGAGACUGCCUUCAUUGCGGUUACGUCCUACCAGAACCAUAAGAUAACCCAGUUGAAGAUAGAGAACAACCCAUUUGCAAAAGGCUUCCGUGGGAGUGAUGACAUGGAGCUCCAUCGGAUGUCCAGAAUGCAAAGCACUAAGGAGUACCCGGUGGUCCCUCGCAGUACGGUGCGCCAGAGGGUGGGCACCAGCCAGAGCCCGUUCAGUGGGGAGGUGCAGGGUAUUGCCAACCCCAGUGGCCUGGCCUCCCAGUACACCCAGUGUGAGAAUGGGGCCACCAGCACCUCACAGGAUCUCCUGCCCCAGUCUGGCUCCUACCCUCUCCCACACGAGCACAGCCAGGACUACCACUGCAUCAAGAGAAAAGUGGAGGAUGACUGUCACUCAGGAGAGCACACCUACAAGAAGGCUUACCUGGAGAGUUCCUCCAGCGAGGAUGACCAUUACUACCGUCCCGUCAGCUACCCACAGAGCCUGGGCCUGCCCGGGGGGCCCUACAGGACCGAGUCCAGCCAGAGGCAGGCCUGUAUGUACGCUAGCGCCUCCCAGGGGACCGAGCCCGUCCCCAGCCUGGAGGACAUCAGCUGCAACACCUGGGCUGGUGUCUCACCCUACGGCAGCUGCUCCGUCACCACCAUGCAGCCAAUAGAGCGGCUGCCCUACCAGCACUUCUCCGCCCACUUCACCUCGGGGCCCCUGGUGUCCAGACUGAGUGGGGUGGCAGGCCACGCCUCUCCGCAGCUGGGUGACGCCCACCACGCCAUGUACCAGGGCGCCAUGGCCCAUCAGACUCUGGGCCGCCAGUGCAGCCCCGGGGCAGGCAUCCAGUCACCCACUGCAGGUCUCCAAGGCAGCGAGUACCUGUACUCACACGGGAUCCCGCGUACGCUGUCGCCUCAUCAGUACCACGCGGUGCACAGCGUCAGCAUCAUGCCAGAGUGGAAUGAGAGCAGCUAAAAGGGAUUUCUUCAUAGGAACGAUGAAGAAGUUAUAGAAAAAAGGACAGUGAUAAGGUGGGACUUUAGAUACAUCUAUAUUUAUAUUUUUUAAGCUAUAUAUACAGUAUGGCAGUGCAGUCUCGUGAGAUUAGUGGGUGAUCCAUGAAUGCCUCAAGCAUUGGACAUUGGACAUUGGACAUUGGACAUUGGACAUUGGACUCAGAGGGAGUGGGGAUGUCUUUGCAGUUACUGUGCCUAUGGGCAAACAUCAUGAGGAUGAGCAAAACAAGGUGGAGACAAGCAUUAACCAUUGAGUUUUUAGGAGUCUUAUUAGGACAACUAAAUACAAGUUUAAAAGCCAAUGCUUUUGCAGGAGGGACAGAAGUGAUUUUAUCAAGAGACUCCCAUUUUUAAAAUGUCCUGUUUUGAUAGUGUAUUAUACAUCUUGGUGCUUGAAGGAUGUUUUCUUCUUUUUUCUGCUUCAAGUAGAAAUCUUGUUGACCUUUAUCCUGUCGACCUUUACAUGCUUUAGUUUUUGUGCAAAAAAAAAAUUCUACAGAAAUUCAGAAGAUGUGAUUCUUUUUCUGUGGCUAUUUUGAAAACAUACUCGGUGAGUUGCUGGCCAGAUUCGUCAAUCAACAUGACAAAGGGCAGAAAACAUUCAAUACUUACAUGAAAGACAUUGUGUUGCUCGGCAUUAAACUUGAAUACAUCACCACCAUAUCCAUGGAUACGGGUCGACAUAACGGUGAGGUCAUAGGCAGUUGACAGGUCAAUAAGCUGACAGUGUGUUCUGUAGAGGAAGUGUGUAUUGAUAUCCUCUCUAACUCUGGCAUGUACAACACACACUUUGACCUGGAAAUAUUUGGAUGUGGUUUGCCGUUUGUCUGGGAAAGGUGUGUGGAAAAAUGUACCUGCAACGAAAGCUAAGAAACAAGAAACCUUCUGACAUAGUGGUUCUCAUUCAGACGCUUCCCUUAUAAGAGAUAUAAGCUAGAACUGGUGAAAAGGUGAUUGCAUAUUUUUAUUUGGGUAAUUGAAAACACUAUUUUUAUUAGUCUGUUGUACCCAGUAAAUGUGUGUUGUUUCUCAAUCUUUUCAUGUAUGCUCCUACAAUUGGCACUUCUCCCAUGACUACAGUCAUGAACUCAACUAGAGCAAACAAAGAUAUGCCUGGUGUGUGACUCCUUUAAUGAUGUAGAAUGAAAAGAACCAGAGGCAAAGAUUGAUAUAGACAAAUAAUGAUAAUAUGAAAUCAUGGUCACUUCAGAGAUUAUACAAGACAUCAGUCAAAAUACACGUAAUUUCUGCCAACAUAUGGAAGUCAUGUUAUAUGUUAAAGGUCAGUUGUAUGUCUGGACAAAGACUUAUUUUUAAAAUGCUUGUAGUUGAUAGAACGUUACUGGUCGAUAGUAUUUAUUUUUUUCCUGUUUUGUAAAUCAACUUGUUCCUGUUGUAUCGACAACGAAAUGUGUUAGUCGGUCCCAUCCUUUUAGUUACUUUGUUAUUUAGGCUAAAUGUAUUUUCUUUUUUAAUCCUCCUGCUUUAGAAAUCAGGACUUUCAUUUACAGUCGUCAAAAGUCUAAGAAAGACUGAGAUUGACUACUGUGGUGUAAAUAAACACAGGUGUAUAUAGAAUACGGAAUACUUGCAAUAAAUUUAAAAGAGGAUUCUGUAUUUUAUGAUUUGGCCUGCCUUUUAUUUUGAUGACGCUUACUGUUGUGACACCUAACAAAACGACUUAAACAUGAAACAUUGAAUUCAUCAUUUGGGAUCUAUAGGACUCUGUACAGAGAUAAGAUGUUUGACUACAACUCUACAUAGAUACAGACAGCUAUGCAAAACCAUAAGAGACACUAAUGUGAUACACCAGUGUGGGGUAAUGGACAAACUCUGACCAUAGACUUUUUGCUCCUUUGUUUCUAUACACACAAUUUUUGUUCAUUGCAACAAAUGUUAAAUCUUGUCAUCCCAAUGUGGGCAGCAGUAACUAAUUAUACAAACUUGUCCCCAGUUUCUCUUUAUUCAAUAAAUAAUCCUGAGGAUUAAAGGUCUGCUGUCUGGCCAACCCCUCUGAAGCCCCUCAUAAAUCUUCUGUCUGUCUGUCUACAUGUGUUGUGCUGGUUUUGCCUCUUGGUGCAGUUGAUUGGUUACCUUAGAAGACAUAUUGACCAGAGUUGACCACUCCUUGAUCACUGUUUCCAACCACAGCCUGAUGCUCACAUUGUGUUCUUUUAUAGAAGAGUGUGUUGUCGAUCAGCUUAAUGAAGCUUAGAA